Molecule: messenger RNA, 1243 nt
Organism: Lathyrus oleraceus (garden pea)
Lineage: Eukaryota; Viridiplantae; Streptophyta; Magnoliopsida; Fabales; Fabaceae
Exons: 3
Coding region: 350-1045 (231 amino acids)
Source: RefSeq, a predicted model, not a curated record
AGUAUUGUAUAUUUGAAAAACAAUGUCUUGUUUACUUCAAUACCGAAAAACAUAAAAUAGAGAAAUUUUAUAUUACGUACAUUCUCGCAUUAUAUAAUUUAAAUUAAAAUUAAAAAAAAAAGCAGAUAGCGGAACUUGAUUUUAAUAUAUGUAAAUUUAUUUCUUCUCCCACUUUCUCAUUUUAAUCAGAUUUAUCUCUCACCCUCGUCUUCAACACUAGAUUUUUCUUCCAAAUUUUCGGUAAUGUAGCAACCCUUUUGAAUCCUCUAUAAGGAUUUGCAAUCAAAGUUCCUCUUUCGUAGAUCCUGCUCAUAAAGUUUCAACUUUUUCUUUCGCGUACUAAACAACAAUGGAUAGUUUCACCGCCGAAGAUCUGUCCACAAUCGGAGGUAUCGCAACCGUAUCGAUUCUCCAUUCGUUCAUUCCAACUCACUGGCUUCCGUUUUCCAUCGUCGGUCGUGCUCAGAAAUGGACCCUUUCUAGAACCCUUCUUGUUACUGCAUUUGGAGCAAUUUUGCAUGUAAUAUCCACUUCACUGCUUGGUAUAACAGCAAUUACCAUGGCAAACACCAUUGCCGGUGAAGAAACAGUGCAUAAGCUUGCUUCACUUUUGCUUGUAUUUCUCGGUGGUAUGUAUAUUGUGUUGUUUGUUAUGGGGAAAGGCGGCCAUAGUCAUUCGCACAACCAACCCAUGGAGAAAAUGGCAGUAGCUGGGCUUAUUCUUGUUCCUGCACUGUCUCCUUGUGCUACAACACUUCCAGUAUUUCUUGCUGUUGGAAAUUCAUCUUCCAUGAUGGUGCUUGCCAUAAUAGUUCUUCUAUUCAGCACAAUCUCUGUGAUGACUUCACUAGUAGCAUUAUCAUUUUAUGGAGCCAGUCAGCUGAAGUUUCAUUGGGUGGAGCGGUACGACAAACUUCUUGUUGGUUCAGUACUGUGUUUAGUAGGAUUGUUGACCCUAAUUUUUCAUGAUCAUGAUCAUCAUCAUAUUCAUGAAGAAGUAGCUUCAGUUGGAGAGCACUUGCAUAGAAAGAUGUUUUCCUUAUGAGAGUAUAUAAUAAUAAAUAUAUCAUGUAAUUUGACACUUUUGAGGAUUGUCACUGUAUUGUUUCUAUUUUGUAUGAUGCAAAAGUGUUGUUAUCUAGAGAAAUGAUCAUAUUGAUCUAGUUAAAGUUGUAGUAAACUAAGUUUACCAUGUGAACAUAAUGAUGUUAUUCAGUUUUUUCAGAAAAAAAGUGAUUGACUA